Molecule: messenger RNA, 1345 nt
Organism: Magallana angulata
Lineage: Eukaryota; Metazoa; Mollusca; Bivalvia; Ostreida; Ostreidae
Exons: 2
Biological process (GO): proteasome-mediated ubiquitin-dependent protein catabolic process; negative regulation of translation; protein polyubiquitination
Molecular function (GO): translation repressor activity; ubiquitin protein ligase activity
Source: RefSeq, a predicted model, not a curated record
AACCCGGUACAACCAGAGUGGACAACUCACACAAACUACAAUGCAUGAUAACACGGGAGUCAGACUGUAUAGACAACCUAACUUUAUUACAGAGAACAACAAUGGGGAUGUCGUGGUGUCUGACUUCAUAGCCGUCGUGGUGACAGAGCGUGGAGGAAGACAUCGUUUCACCUACACAGGACAUCCAUCAGGAUCCACACCAUAUCCACGUGGAAUCUGUACUGACGCCCUCUCACACAUCCUUGUGUGUGAUGGUAGAACCCACACCGUACAGAUGAUAGACAAGGACGGUCAGUUCCUUUCAUAUCUACUGAUAAGACCAUCAGGGAUAUUCCGACCACGCGGGCUGAGUUAUGAUAUCAACACCCACCGUAUUUGGGUCGGAUCACUGGACAACAACACGGUGGUUAUAUAUAGGUAUAUCACCAGACAGGACGCUCUGACAGAUCUGAAUCACGCCACAAAGACAGAAAAACUACAGCAAGGAAACCAGUGUCUGCUGAAACUGAUGUCUCCCCCCGAGAUACUUCACUCGCUCACACUGACCGGUGUAAAUAGCUGUUAUCACGUUUCCUUAGUGACAUUAGAUGGAAUCUGGGUCAGCGAUCAUAAAAGCAAUCUCAUCUUCAGAGACACAACAUCUGUCUCUACACAUCGUGUGUGGGAUUUAUGUAGGGAUGUAUAUGGAUUACACACAGUAAAGAAUAAGAGUGAACUAAUUUAUAUUGAUAGAAAUUAUAACAUCAACAAACUGUCAAGGGAUAUGAAAACAAGAACCACCAUUUUAGAGAGAACAGACUCUACAUGGGAACCGCGGUGUGUGUACUGGUCCCGAAUAACUGGGGAUCUACUGGUCGGGAUGUAUAGAGAGAUAACAGAGUGUACAGGGAAAGGCAAGGUAACCCGGUACGACCAGAUUGGUCAACUGAUUCAAACCGUACAGCACGACAAUACCGGGCUGGAACUGUAUAGUGGACCUCUCUAUGUAACAGAGAACAACAAUGAAGAUAUCGUGGUGUCUGACUUUACAGCUGUAGUGGUGACAGAGCGUGGAGGAAGACAUCGUUUCACCUAUACAGGGCACCCAUCAGGAUCAGAACUACAGCCACAUGGAAUUUGUACCGACGCGCUUUCACACAUCCUGCUGUGUGAUGAUACAACUAAAACCGUACAAAUCAUAGACAGGGACGGACAGUUUCUGUCAUAUCUACUGACAGAAUCAGAAGAGAUUAUUGAACCAUGUGGCAUUAAUUAUGAUGUUGACACACACCGUCUCUGGGUCGGAUCAGGGAACAACAACACGGUGGUUAUAUACAGGUAUAUCACCAGACAGGACGCUCUGACA